Molecule: messenger RNA, 786 nt
Organism: Cooperia oncophora
Lineage: Eukaryota; Metazoa; Nematoda; Chromadorea; Rhabditida; Trichostrongylidae
Source: the annotation of a GenBank genome assembly
AUGGGAGAAUGGAAGGUCUUGAAGUGCAAGGACCCUACGGUUGUGCUCAUUCUGUGUUAUGCUGUUUUUGUUGUCCGACAUUGGUUGCCAGUAGCAAUAACCACGUCCCUCUCCACCGUGUACAUAGUGAUAAAGGUCUUAUUCUUCUUCUCACACAAACAAGGAGGUCUUCCGCAGUAUCUAUUAGUGCUAGCAUCUUUUUCUAUUGCAUGGUUUGAGUUAUGGCUAAUGCCUUUCAAGGUUUUGCCAGGCGAACGCCGAUGCGAGCAUAACGAAUCCUACACGAAUCAGGAUGAGUUGUCCGUAUCAGUCCGUGGUAGCUCAUUCAGAGAGCCACCGCGUAUGAAUAACGCCCUUGCUUCACGUUAUAUCUCAGAUGACGAGUUUCGCAGUGCGAUGGAGUUUUCGUCAGAGGAUGAGACAUUCCACGGUCCACUGCGAAUGCGUGGUGGACAAAUUCCCAUAGAGAUUAGGGAGAAGUAUGAGAAGGUAUUGCAAGCACCAGAUUCGUCUUACUUCAUUCGAUCGGAUUUCUCCUGUUCACCACAAGUGUUGUUCGAUGCGGCAUGGAGAGAUGUGCUACGGUGGAAUACGCAACUUGUCGAAGCAAGGGUAAUUGCCACCAUUGAUCCAGUAACUGACUUGUACUAUUCAAUGAGUGCACCUGCGCUAAAAGGUUACGUUUCGUCACGUGAUUUUGUUGAUAUUCGUCGCGUACAUUUCGAUUCGGCUAUACAAACGUAUACUGGAGUGUUCGUUUCCGUUGAGUCUCAUGCUUGUCCAGCA